AUGCUACAAGGCAUGCUUGCAAACUGGGUCGCCACCCAUCAUACAGGAUCCAUCAAAGACGUCUUCCACAAGGGCCGUGCCCACGAAAAGGAGCCAGACACCGUUGAAGAAGCUGUUCUUCAAACGCUGAUCAACCUGCCUGAGCCGCCUAUGAUGUCCGAAAUUCAUGGCGUUGUGACAGACGCGCGUCUUAAGGCAUACGACAACGCGAUUCGAAUGGAACGCGAAGAUUCCGGGAAAAAGCACGAUGACUUUGUUGUAUUCAGCGACGCGCUGGAAUCCUCCGUACUUCACCUUCAGCCGCGUGCCUGUAAUACAUCUCUUUCAGUGUCGUCUUUCCGCCAACUAUAA
Messenger RNA from Colletotrichum higginsianum IMI 349063, 351 nucleotides. RefSeq lists its product as uncharacterized. Lineage: Eukaryota; Fungi; Ascomycota; Sordariomycetes; Glomerellales; Glomerellaceae. The transcript has a single exon. The record is from RefSeq and is a predicted model, not a curated record. Bases 1 to 351 code for a protein of 116 amino acids.